Messenger RNA from Styela clava, 3030 nucleotides. The record is from RefSeq and is a predicted model, not a curated record. NCBI's taxonomy places the organism in Eukaryota, Metazoa, Chordata, Ascidiacea, Stolidobranchia, Styelidae.
CUUGCGUUGUCUUACACCAGUGGCACUUCAUAGCCCAAUUAGUGUUUGGACUCAGAUGUUAGGAAUCUACUCGAUAUGAAUUCAUCGUUAGGGCGGUAUUUUUGUGUACAUCAGGAAAACAUUGAAUUUCUGUAUUAGGAAACAUAUAAAGCGUUUACUGAGCUUGAGUCACGCUAUAAGUUUGUUGCAGCUUAAACUCCAAAGCGGAAAUAAGAUUUUGAAGAAAUCUUGAGCUCAAAGUUGAAUGUUAUUCAUUAAUGUCAUGGUUCGAAAUGUUUCAGAAAAUUGAAUCUAUGUGAAGAUAAAGACAGUCUUGGCUCUUGGAAGCAGGGUGUGGUUUCGAAAAAUAUAUUGAAAAUUACAUAUAUAAUUUUUUCAAUGCUAUUUGCUUUGAUGUCAGAAAAUUAUUGAUGUUCGAAAGCGUCAAAUAAGGCAGGGAACAUUGAAAUUUCAUGUUUUAGGACAUUUUCAGUGACGGAUUACACAUAAACACAAUUUUGUUUCCUAACAACUAAAAUUGUAUGAUGUACAGUGUAUACACUGCAGUACUUUUCAAUAAUAAAAUCUCGCUCUCCGUAAUCAGAAAGACAUGCUGCCGGGGUUUGAAAAUGUUAAAUUUCUUGUAAUAUGUUUUUUAUAGCGAGGUUUAUGAUGAAAUAAUUUUUGACAUUGAAUUAGACAUGAAUGCAAGAUUUGUUCAUGCAAGAUGUACAUUUUAUGUAUCUGAUUUAUUCCAACUAAUAAAACCUUUUGUUGUUUGUGCGAAAACCGUGUUGAUAUUAUUUGAAUUUUGCAUUUUAGAUUUAUAGUAAGGGAAAUCCUGUGUUUCCCAGAUAAUAACACAGUGUCCUAUUUCAAUCUAUUUUUGGGGGGGGGAGAGGGAGUCUUUAUUUUUUACAUAUCCAAAACACAAAAUUACAAAGUGGAGAAUUGAGAAAAUUCCAAAAAUACGAAAAUUGAUAUUCAUUUACUUAUAAAUAACACGUUUUAAUUCGAAAUGAUAGAUUGAACAUAGAAUAUUAAAACGAGUAGAAAACAUUCCAUGAUAUCGACCAGGUCAAAAAUGUUUUGCGUUAACGACUAGGUCUUAUUUAAAAAAAAAACUCAAAUUACUCUCCGUUAUCCUCAGGAUUCAAUUUGCAAUAUUGUACUUCUACAGACAUUUUUUACUUUAUUUGUGGUAUGAAGACCAACGUUAUUUGUGUUUUAUAUUUUAAUUCUGAGUAAAGCAUAUUAAGGUCAUAUACAAAAGAGCAUAUGAAACGUAACAAUGCACAAAUCAAGUAAAUUUGAAGUAUUAUGCGACAUAACGAUAUCUUUAGGAAAGUUGACAGUUUCAAUGGGUAAUAAAACAUAAAAAAUCUAAAGUGGGGUCUCGUUGAUGAUCGCAUGCCUCAAUACGUUGCAUUUUUUCUCAAAGUUUUUGAUUAAUUCUACCGUGUUACCAUAUGUUACCAUACCAUGGUAUAGGUAGCUUUCGUUUGGUAUAGGUAAUAGUAAACUGAGGGACAUUAAAUGAAAAUUUGUGGUGGAUUUUUAUUAAACUAAUAUGGCGUUUCUAGACUAGCAAAUUAAUUUGAAUGAAAAGUAUUGUUCUUCAUCAACGAAGACUUUUAAAUCAAGACGAAAAUGAUAUCUGUACUUCUCAGAAAUCCAUUGCAGAAGAUUUAUAACCGAAGAUGUAUUCGUCUUGUACACCAAACGCAAGAAAAACUAAGUGAAGUUAAAGAAGCAAAAGAUUCUUGUCCGGUUUCGUCUCACAAUGAAUGGGAUCCGCUUGAAGAAGUGAUUGUUGGGAGACCCGAAGGGGCCUGCGUGCCAAGAUUUUCAAUCGAGGUCAAGGCAAAUACAAACCACCGUCAUUGGGAAUGGUACGAGAAGAAUGGCGGAAAAUCUUUCCCACAAGAACAUAUCACACGAGCCAUUGCACAGGUUGAAGAAUUUUGUAACAUUCUCCGACAUGAAGGAAUCGUAGUCCGAAGACCAGAUAUUUUGGAUUGGUCUAAAGAAUAUGAAACACCGGAUUUUAAAACAAAUGGCAAAAAAGGGGCGAAAUGGACAACUGCGCCUAAACCCGAGAUGAAAGAUGAAUUAUACGACAAGAGUUACCCAAUUAAUAACGUUGAAGAUCGAAAUGCACUGGCAAAACAAGGAAAAUUUGUAACUACAGAAUUUGAACCGUGUUUUGAUGCCGCUGAUUUUAUUCGAGCAGGGAAGGAUAUAUUUGUUCAAAGAAGUCAAGUAACAAAUCGGAUGGGAAUUGAAUGGAUGCGUCGACACUUGGGGAGAGAAUAUAAAAUUCAUGAAAUAUCUUUCAAUGAUCCAAACCCCAUGCACAUAGAUGCAACGUUUAAUAUAAUUGGACCUGGGUUGGUGAUCUCUAAUCCAGAGAGACCUUGUCACCAGAUUGAUUUAUUCAAAAAAGCUGGAUGGAAAAUUGUUACCGCGGCAAAACCGGUAAUCCCAGAUACUCACCCACUAUGGAUGUCAUCAAAAUGGCUUAGCAUGAAUGUUCUCAUGUUAGACGAAAAGCGUGUUGUAUGUGAUGCUAAUGAGAUUCCUACCAUUAAUAUGUUUGAGAAGCUAGACAUCAAGCCCAUAAAAGUCAAUCUCCGAUAUGCAAAUUCUCUCGGUGGUGGAUUCCAUUGUUGGACAACAGAUGUGAGAAGACGAGGGACCUUGGAAUCUUAUCUUUGAAUGAUAUUCUGGUCAUUCAGUAUAUUUAAUUUGCAUUUAUAUGGAAUCAGGAUUUUAUUAUUUGUGUGUGUUCGGUAUUAGUUAUAUUGUAGAAUUUUAUGAUAAAAUAUAGAUUUUAACCGAUUCUUGUAUCUUUAAUUUUUGGUUUAUUUUAUUUCAGAAAGAUUUUCAGUGAUUCUUUAUUCAAUUUAUGUACCAAGGUUGCAAGCAUAAGACUAUGUUUGUUUUAUUUAAGUGGUUAUGUUGUGAUGAAAUGUAUUUGUGUUGCUGAAUUAAUUUCAAUCAGAAUAGAAUUGGAGUCGGAGGAAAAUAUGAUUUGCAAUUGUCCAAUUU